AUGUCGCUCAAGCGAAAGUCGACCACCUUCGACGCAAUGCCCUCCAGCCCAUUCGCGCCCACAUCUGGCGACUGGGACAUGACGGACAGCUCCAAACACCUCCACAGUCGCACCCGGAAGCGCUUUCGGGACGGUCGCCCAAGCGAUGAGGCAGUCUAUGCGAAAACACUCCGGUGGAUCUUCUCUGCCCAGCAGCAGCAAAAUGCCACAGCUAUGGACGCCUGUGACGAAAGCAUGGACUCGGAAACGACUUUCGAUGCCUCCACCGAAAUCGUUGACCCGCGCCAGCAAACAUUGCAUCGCUUCUUCCAGCCGCGCGCUCAGCCGGCCAUCCCCUUCAAACCAUCCCGUGAGGCGCUGGCGCCACGCGCCAAUGAGACUGCUUUGGAUCAGGGCGCUAUUAUGCAACGGGAGGCUUUCGAACGCAUGAACUCGGUGGGCAGUUCCAAUGGAAGCGAGACCAUGAGCCCCGGGCUCAACCAGAUGGAUGUUGACAUGGACAUGGAUAUGGAUACCGACGCUAGCAGCGCGGGCUCAAACACUGCCAAUAUGGGUGCUUUGGGUUGGAUGUGA
Messenger RNA from Penicillium argentinense, 573 nucleotides. RefSeq lists its product as uncharacterized. The transcript is spliced from 2 exons. The record is from RefSeq and is a predicted model, not a curated record. Lineage: Eukaryota; Fungi; Ascomycota; Eurotiomycetes; Eurotiales; Aspergillaceae. The coding region runs from base 1 to 573 and encodes 190 amino acids.